Molecule: messenger RNA, 1782 nt
Organism: Pedinophyceae sp. YPF-701
Lineage: Eukaryota; Viridiplantae; Chlorophyta; Pedinophyceae
Source: the annotation of a GenBank genome assembly
AUGGAGGCCGGCAUCCUCGCGGCCCUCUCGCGCGUCCACAAGCAGGUGUACCUCAUCUGCACCGCCGCGGGGCGCAUCCUCUGGGCCACGGGGUGCACGGAGGACGUCCUGAAGUACCCGCUCCGCGAGCUCGCCGGCCGCUCCUGGCACUCCCUCCUCCACCCCGACGACAUUCCGCGCCUGGUGCAACUAUUCGGGAAAGCCCUCGGGAGCCGGCUGGUGGGCGACGAGGGCGCGGGGGACCCGUCGCGGUCCGUCGUGCGGCUCCGGCAGCUCCCCGUGCAGGUCGUGAAGAAGGACGGGACGUCGAUGAGCGUGGAGCUGUGCAUGGCGCUGGUGCACGAGGUGUGGGAGCACGGCGCGGAGCGCCACGGGCCGCCGCUGCUGCUGAUCCACCUGCACUCGCGGCCGCCGUACGCGGCGGACCUGCAGAAGGGCCGCACCGCGCAGCGCCUGAGCUCGAUCGCGUGGCCACUCCCCCGGGUGGCGUGCUUCCAGCUGACGCCGGACGGGCGGUUCGCGGAGCCGUCGCCCGCGCUCGGCGCGCUGCUCGGGAAGACGCCCGAGGAGCUCGACGGCGCGACCGUCGACGCGGCUGCGCACGCGUCGUCCCGCGAGGGGCUGCGCGCGCUGGUGGCGGCGGCAAUGGACGCGGCGCCGGAGGGCGCCGCGGCGGGCGAGGGCGGCGGAAACAGCGCGAACGGCGCGCAGAGCGCCGCGAACGCCGACGCGUGGGCGUGGCUGCGCACCACGGACGGGCGGCGCGUGCACCGCGUCAAGGUGGCACGCCUGGCCGGGAGCGAGGCGUCCGACCCGACGCUCCACGGGUGCGUGCUCCCCGCGACGGCGGAGACGCGCGGCGACAUGCUCGGGCUCGCGUCGGCCGCGCUCGCGACGGCGCUCGGCGGCCUGCAGGUCUCGGUGGUGCCGCUCGACGCCGCGUGGGCGGUCGCGCCGGCGCUGGCCGUCGGCGCCGUGUGGCCCGCGGGGAUCGCGCCCGGCACGCACAUCUCCGCGCUCGUGCACCCGGAGGACUGGGCGUCUCUCGGGCCCGUCGCGCUGGCCUCGUGCAACACCCCCCCCCAAGUGGGGCACACUGCGGUGGACGCGGACGCCGAGCCGGACGGCGGCGCGCUCCUGCCGCUCGCCACGGCCCCUGCAGCCGCCGGACUGUACGGCGCGGCCGCGGGCGACGCCGACGCCGCGCCGACUCCCCCCGCGACCCUGCGGUGCACCGUCACGUGGAGGUUCCGCUCCAGCCCGUCGUCGGACUGGCGGUGGGUCACGUGCGCGAUCCACCACCUCGCGGUCGCGGAGGGCGCGAACCAGGCCGCGCUCGUGCUGAUCAUCGCGCCGCACGCGGCCGCGCAGCCGAGCUCGAGCAUCGCAGUCGCGCCAGCGCAGCAGGCCGCCAACGGCGCCGACGCGUCGCGGCUCGGCACGCGGAGCAACCAGGCGUGGGAGGCCAUCAUCGUGCAGAUCCGCUCGCUGCUGUCGGACCUCGCCGGGUCGGAGACGGAGCGCCUGGACGACGUGAGCGGCGGAGCCUCGGUGUGGCAGCAGCGGCAGCGGGCGUCGGCGGGCGGGGCGCCGCCGAACACGCAGACGCAGAUCCCCGCCGCGCAGGCCGCCACGCCGGAGCUGGCGUCGACGGAGAUCGGCGGACUUCUCGAGCGCCUAGUGGCCAUGGGCGCGAAGACGACCGACGAGGCGCUGGCGCUCAUGGGCGGCGCGACGCCGCCCGGCAGCGACGGCGGAACGAACUCGGUACAGCUGCUCUAG